Messenger RNA from Aspergillus ibericus CBS 121593, 855 nucleotides. RefSeq names its product NAD(P)-binding protein. Gene Ontology annotation, cellular component: intracellular anatomical structure. Lineage: Eukaryota; Fungi; Ascomycota; Eurotiomycetes; Eurotiales; Aspergillaceae. Bases 1 to 855 code for a protein of 284 amino acids. The record is from RefSeq and is a predicted model, not a curated record. The transcript is spliced from 4 exons. Gene Ontology annotation, molecular function: oxidoreductase activity, acting on NAD(P)H, oxygen as acceptor.
AUGUCUCCAACCUCUACAAAUACGGCUGCCGCCGAGGCCAAGACGGGCGCAUCGACGCCCUUCUUGAACACUAUGCCUUCCUCGAACUUUAGCUGGCAAAUCACUUUAGCCGAAAAGGUCAUUGCCAUCACAGGCGCCAACCGAGGCAUUGGCCUAGGCAUCGCCGAAGUAUGUCUCGCCAACUCCGCCACAUUCGUCUACUCGCUCGACCUGAUGGAGCCGGGCGAGGACACCAUUGCUCUGCAGACUCGCUUCCCGAAUUUUCGAUAUAUCCAUACAGAUGUCACCUCAGAGGAGAGUAUCGAGAAGGCAAUCAACCAGAUCGUGGAGGAGAGUGGAAGGAUUGACGGUCUAGUUGCCAAUGCGGGUAUGACCAAACAUCAACCCGCGCUUAAAUUUGAGCGCCCCGAGUUGGAGCGCAUGUUCAACCUUAAUGUUUUCGGUGCAUAUUUCUGCGCGCAGAUCGUCGCUCGGAAGUUCAUGGAGCUUGGUAUCAAGGGGUCAAUUGUUAUGACUGCCAGCAUGACAUCUUAUCGUCCCAAUCGGGCUGCCCCUUCCGCGCCUUAUGGAGCUACAAAAGCCGCAGUCCGGAACAUGUGCCACACCUUGGCGAUGGAGUGGAGCAAAUACGGUAUCCGCGUGAACAGUAUCUCUCCGGGGUUUGUCCGCACCGCGAUGACAUACUACAUUGAGAACUCCCCUGACUGGGAUGCGAAAAUGGAAAACUACGGUGGUAUGCCUCGUUUGGCCGAUCCACGGGAAUUGGGGGGUGCUUACGUGUAUCUGCUGAGCGAUAGCAGUUCAUACACGACUGGCAUUGAUAUUCCCAUUGCUGGCAUCGUUGGUGCUUGGUAG